Molecule: messenger RNA, 718 nt
Organism: Protobothrops mucrosquamatus (brown spotted pit viper)
Lineage: Eukaryota; Metazoa; Chordata; Lepidosauria; Squamata; Viperidae
Gene: ATF3
Product: activating transcription factor 3
Exons: 4
Coding region: 115-660 (181 amino acids)
Biological process (GO): regulation of transcription by RNA polymerase II
Cellular component (GO): nucleus
Molecular function (GO): DNA-binding transcription factor activity, RNA polymerase II-specific; RNA polymerase II cis-regulatory region sequence-specific DNA binding
Source: RefSeq, a predicted model, not a curated record
AGCCCACUCUCACGAUUGCGAGUCCGCACUCCCUUGCGUUCGCCGUUUCACUUUCUGUGUAGUUCUUUGCUGCGAAGGAGGAAGGCGCGUAGAAGAACCGGAGUGAGCAGCAAAAUGAUGCUCCAACACCUGGGCCAGGUGUCUGCUUCAGAAGUCAGUGCUUCUGCAAUUAUCCCAUGCUUAUCUCCUCCGGUAUCCUUCAGCUUUGAAGAUUUCACAAAUCUGACCCCAUUGGUGAAAGAAGAAUUAAAAUUUGCCAUCCACAAUAAGUGCCUGUCUCAAAGGAUGCCCUCUACCUUGGAUACAGUCAUGGUUUCUGAUAGAUCUGGUGAAACAUCUCAUUUAAAAAGACAGUGUGCCCCCGAAGAAGAUGAAAGGAAAAAACGUCGGAGAGAAAGAAAUAAGAUUGCAGCAGCAAAAUGUCGAAACAAAAAGAAGGAAAAAACGGAAUGCCUGCAGAAAGAAUCAGAAAAACUGGAAACAAUCAAUGCAGAACUGAAAGCUCAGAUUGAAGAGUUGAAAAAUGAGAAGCAACACUUGGUCUACAUGCUCAACCUACAUAGACCCACCUGUAUUGUCCGGGCCCAGAAUGGCAGGACCCCAGAGGACGAAAGGAACCUUUUCAUUCAGCAGAUCAAAGAGGGGACCUUACAAGGCUAGACAAUAAUGAGGCAGUGCUCAAUAUUCUUUAGCCAUGCUUCUUAUCAUGAAAAACAAC